Messenger RNA from Spirodela intermedia, 470 nucleotides. The record is from the annotation of a GenBank genome assembly. NCBI's taxonomy places the organism in Eukaryota, Viridiplantae, Streptophyta, Magnoliopsida, Alismatales, Araceae.
AUGGGCGGACAUCCAGUCUUUCCCCUUCUUCAGGAGAGAGAGAGAGAGAGAGAGAGAGAGAGAGAGAGAGAGGCUCCCAUGGCUCCCCAUGAGAGAUGGCGACCUUCCGCGUUCUUCCCAUGGUCAGAUAAAGGUGCUCCAGAUGGUUCCAUCUGCUUCGCCGCACAUGGCGUGGACGCUUGCCAUCCUCUCCACUGGCCUGCAGAUGCCGCUGCAGCUCCAGUCGAACGACGCCACGCAGGGAUCCCCCGUCUGGGCCUUCUUCUCGCAAUCUGACAACGGUGGCAGGCCAUACGUCUCCAACGUCUCUGCACAGAGCGAAAGAGAGAGAGUGUGAGAGUGAGAGAGAGAGAGGGCAGAUUCUGACAUCUCCUCCUAGUUCUGCGGCGACUUCUCAGGGGGGAUCAUACCAGGGAGUGUUCGGCAGCAGAGGCUCAUGUCGUUGGUGUGGUCAACGUCGAGGCCGAUGA